GGUGCUAGGCGGUAAUGACUUCUCAGGCUCAAUGCCAUCUUCGAUUGCAAAUCUCAAGAAUCUACAAAUGCUUUCCCUUCCAAGCCUGCGCAUUCAUGGCCUUGUGCCUCUCGCUCUCAGCUCUCUGCAGAAGCUCCAGUACCUGGAUCUCACUUCCAUGUUGCUGUCAGGACCCUUGGCUCCCAUCGUGAUUCCCAUGACAAGCCUCAAGGAGCUGUUGGUGGGCUACAACCAGUUCACAGGAGAUGUGCCCAUCCCAGCGUCCAAGGCCCUCACACUUGUUGACGUUCAAGGCAACUACUUCUCGUCUGCCCCCAUCCGCCCUAAGAACUGUUCUGCUACCAGCCUCAUGCUCUACGAUAACUUUGACCCCGUGCUGGCCUCCUCUGCCGCCACCCCCAUGGUGCUGAGUGGCUCGGCGCUGACCUCUGCUGAUGGCGCCCUGCUGCUGACCCCCAAGGCCAACGCCACCUGGGGCACGGCCUUCACAGUUGCGCCUCUCCCCCUCUUCUCCUACUUCAACACCAAGGCCACAUGCGGUUACCAGCUCGCCUUCAACGUAUCUCUUGCCUUCUCUCUCGACCCGGAAGCGGAGGCUGGCGGGGAUGGGCUCGUGUUUGUCGUUGCUGCGGCGCUGCCAGACCGGCUGGGAGGGGUUGGGAAGCGGAGUGUGGCGGUGGAGUUUGACUCGGUGCUGAGUGUGAAGCACAGCGACCCCAACGACAACCACGUGGGCGUCAAUGUGGGCGGCUCACCUGUGUCCCUCACCUCUGCCACGGCCCCUCUCAUCCUCAACGACGCCCACACCAAGCACGCCUGGAUCCACUACGACCCCACCAGCGGCGGCACCCUCCGAGUCUUCCUCUCCUCCGACCCCCAGCAGCCUCUCAACCCCAUCUUGCGCGCUCGAGUGUCGCUCUGCUCCAUCCUGCAGCCCAAGGCGUCCAGUGCUGCAUUCUACGUCGGCUUCACAGCCUCGUCCACCACCGGCCCACAAGCACACUCUGUCCUCAACUGGACCUUCACUGCAGGUGUGUGCCUCUCAGAAGUUCCGCUCAACCCGCAUUUUGACCCUUCGGACCUGGCGUUGGGGUUUGUGUUGGACGAGGACUCCUUCUCAUCGCAGGGCUUCAACGCUGCCUUCCACUACGCCAGUGCGGGCUUCGACCCCGCGCAGGACAACAGCCCGGCGUGGACUGUCAAGUCCUACAGCACCUGGGUCUUGCCUGAAUCCGCAUGGCCUGUCAAGAACCAACAAGGCUGCGGUGAUUGCUGGGCGUAUGCGGCGGUAGCAGCGGUAGAGGCAGCCUACAGGAUCGCGAGCAACUGGGCGCAGCCCCCCGUACUGUCGGUGGAGCAUCUGCGCCUCGCCCUCUCCUCCAACUGCGACGGUGGCUCGCCCACCAAGGCGCUGCAGUUCCUCCUCAACGCUACCGCCCAGGGAAAGGGCCUGGUAGAUGAUGCAGUUUAUUCCCAAGGGCCAGCUCUUAAAGGAAGAUCGCAAGCGAGCACCAAGUACUAUGGCAUCCGAGGCAUCGAGCGCACGGGGUUCUACGGGUGGUUUGGGCUCAUGCUGGCAGUGCAGCGCCAGCCUGACAUUGUGCACAUCGAGGCGUCCGCACCCUCCUUCCAAGACUACGAUGGGAGAGGCAAGUACGCGGACGAGGAGUGUUUCAGCAACCACCUGAACCACGUGGUGCUGGUGGUGGGCUACCUCUCUGCGGGCUCCGACCCCUCCAACUCCGCCGUGCUGCCGCCCUUCUGGAUCAUCCGCAACUCAUGGGGCACAGCCUGGGGCGACCAGGGCCACAUGCGCAUGGACAUUCGCAGUGGCGACGGCAUCUGCGGCAUCAACACUCUCCCGGGCCUCUUCCCUGUUGUCAGAAGCAGUGCUGAUCCGUGUGGGUCACGCUCCUUCCAGUACAGCAACCAACACUCCGGUGUCUUCAACCCGUGCGGGCGGUAUAACUGCAGCAAGAAGGGCACCAGCAAUCGCUGCAAGUGCACUGACGCCCGCUUUGCUCAAGUCAAGAACGCCGAUGGGUCGUACACCUGUGCCUAUGUGGACGUGUGUGGGUCCAGCACUCGCAACCCGUGUGUGGUGGGCACGUGUGUGAACGAUGGCAAGGGCAGCUACUCCUGUGUGUGUCCGCCGGGGUUCAUCCAGGGCACCACCCUCGCCAACACCGCCUCCUGUGCUCCGGGGGAUGCAGGGGGGGUGUACACGGUGCAGCAGAGCAACGUGUGGUGCUCCCAUGUGCAUCCUGUAUUCGCCCUCACACUGGACCAGUUCCUGCACCAAAACAAGGGCAUCUCAUGCUCGGCUCCUCUGCGCAUCAACGCAAGUCUGCUCGUCAACUCCACAGUCGAUGCAUGCUCUGUCUUCUAUACCACUGUGCUGGGCGACACGUGCACGGGGGUAGCGCGGCAGGUGGAGCUGUGUGGGGCGGCGGCGUCGGAUGCGGAGUGUGAGGCGGCAUUUCAGGCGCUCAACCCCGCUGUCAACUGCUCCUCCCUGAAGCCCUCCCAGGCCGUGUGCCUGGAGAGGGACCCCGGGGUGGCGAAUGUGACAGUGGUGUGCGACCAGUACUAUCGGGCGCGCCUCAACGACACGUGCGACAGCAUCAGGCAGCUGGCGGAGCCUCCUCUCAGCCCCGUGGCCUUCUACCGCCUCAACCCCGGCCUCAACUGCAACCAGCUCAUCCCCCUCAAAAACUUCUCCCGCUCCGCCACCACCUUUGGUGCUGAGGUGUGCAUUGGCAGCGUGACCAACUUCACAGCGGGCAUCUGUUCCAGGACCAGCACCUACACCAUCUCACCAGGGGAUGACUGCAAGUACAUCAACGUCAGGUACUUCUACAGCAUCAAGGGCUGCUACAGGCGAAUGAAUGGGUAUGAAUGUGUGGAUAAGUUAAGACCCGGGGUGACGAUUUGCACGCCAAGUGCAAAAAAGGCCCGAAUUGGGAGUUGCAGCAUCUGA
Messenger RNA from Closterium sp. Naga37s-1, 2980 nucleotides. Lineage: Eukaryota; Viridiplantae; Streptophyta; Zygnematophyceae; Desmidiales; Closteriaceae. The record is from the annotation of a GenBank genome assembly.